This is a messenger RNA of Notodromas monacha, 560 nucleotides long. The record is from the annotation of a GenBank genome assembly. NCBI's taxonomy places the organism in Eukaryota, Metazoa, Arthropoda, Ostracoda, Podocopida, Cyprididae.
CAUUCUCACAGUAUCACUUCGAGGCCGUGAAGUAAAGGAGUAAAAAUUUAUGGACCAAAAUUUUACCUAAUGCUCCAGUUUUACGAAAUCGCGAGAUUCUAAGCAAUAAAUAAAUCUUUUUCGUGCCACGGAUAUAGUUAGUGAACAUGAAAGUACUAGUGAAAUUGGUCGUCCUAUGUCUGCAUUUUCUCUUGGCCAUGAAUCACGUCACUUCAGAAGAGUCACUGAAACCUGGCUCUGACAGUCACUUACCUUUCGCAGCUCGCAUCUGGGAUCAGCAUCUUCUUAGAGAACAAAUUUACCAGCCGAAAGCCGAUAAAACCGGGGAAACGGGUCCAAAUGGUUGGGAAGGACCUCGAAAAAAUAAUUUGAUCGAUUUUUCGACGAUUAAGUAUGAUUCGGGAUUGCUGGAUGCAUUCCAACAGACAUCGGAAGAAAUGCGUAAAUGGGAGUUAUUUUCAAAGAAGAAUUUCCACACUGUUAUCAUGCCCUUAAUGUACGACCCUAAUUUCAUGAAAGCCCCUGGUGGCCCAAAAGGACCGAGCGCACCUGCUCAUUAA